Nilaparvata lugens (brown planthopper) is the source of this 1195-nucleotide messenger RNA. RefSeq lists its product as uncharacterized. Gene Ontology annotation, molecular function: olfactory receptor activity; odorant binding. The coding region runs from base 8 to 964 and encodes 318 amino acids. Gene Ontology annotation, biological process: detection of chemical stimulus involved in sensory perception of smell; sensory perception of smell. The record is from RefSeq and is a predicted model, not a curated record. NCBI's taxonomy places the organism in Eukaryota, Metazoa, Arthropoda, Insecta, Hemiptera, Delphacidae. Gene Ontology annotation, cellular component: plasma membrane. The transcript is spliced from 5 exons.
GACAACAAUGAUCAGAGAAAUGGAAGAUAUGGGUUGGAGAUUCCUGAAAGUGGCCCUGUUUUUCACGAAAAGCCUCUACGCCUGUUUCACAAUAGACUUUUUCUACGCUUUCGGCUCCUACGCUCUUUUCAGAGAACCCGCUCUCACAAACUCCAUGUUCCUCCCUCUAGUCCUCUAUCUCCCUUCCUCCUUCACCCCUCCCUCACUCUCUUUCUACACCUAUUCAGUGAUGGCCGCAGUGCAAUGUCUAUAUCUGUACAUUGUCUAUGUUGUGGUGGCUAGAGUGUAUCAGAUAGGAUUGCUGCCUUAUAACAACAUGUUGAUAGAGUUGAAGCUCUACCUGAUCAGUUUGAAGGAUUUCGAUGAUCAUUACUUUGAAGGAUUGGAUGAGAUGAAGAGGAUGGAUGGAUAUGUAGAGAUGAGAGGAGAUGAUUUUGGGAGAGAGGGAAUAGUUGAUUAUGGUGAUGUGAUUAGAGUCGGAGAGUUUAAGAAGUAUGUGAAACGGACAGCUAAACAGCUUGUGGAGCAUCAUCAGUUCAUUUUCAGGAAAAUGAAUCAAUUGAACGAAGGGCUAAGACUGAAGAUAUUUUAUGUGAAUGCAUACAUCUGUUUACAAAUAUGCGUGGCUAUUGUAAGUUUUCAGCACGGUGGAUCUUAUAAGAAGUUCAAAUACUCUAUUCUGACAUUAUUUGUGAUACUAUCUUGUCUUGUCUAUUCAGAAUAUGGACAACAAAUACAAAAUGAGUUUGAGAAUGUACGUCAUGCCUUGUAUGAGACGUGUGUGAUAGAAAAACCGACUUGGCUUCAAAGAUCUUUCCUGAUUCUGAUGAUAAGAAAUACUACCAUUCCUCAGUUGUCACUUUAUAAUACAUUCACCAUCAACAGAAAAAAUAUAUCCAAUGUAUGUCAAGCAGCGUACUCUUACUUCAAUCUUCUCAACCAGAAGAAAAUCAAAGAUGACUAAACUAAAAAAUGACUUGUCAAAUUGAUAGACAAAAAACUACACCAAAAGGGCGAUUAUAUCUUUCUGACCUUCAAAUGAAGUGUAUUUUAACAAGUAUUAUCACUAGAACUGUAAGAUAAGAAGAUUCUAGAAGAUGAGAAAUGAAAUGAACAAACUCAAUACAAUCAAGUAACUUUCUGUGUUGUUAUGGUAGACAUCCAUAUUGAAUAAAGCUACUUGAUAUUGUCACAA